AUGUCUACCCCAGUGCCGGCGACAGCUCAUGUUCAAGUCGCCGUCCCCCCGAUCCCCGAACCUGCCGACACAAAGGAGCUGACCCUGCAAAACACUCUCCAAAACGCCGGUCGUCGACGUUCUUCCUCGACUACACAGCCCGGUUCUGCCUCGCGCCGUCAGUCCUCCGCCAGUAUACACGACGAUGACAACGCUGCUCGCCUCAAAUGGGACGAAGUGAAUCUUUACCUGACUGAGCAAGACCGCACAGCGAAAAUGAAGAUCGACGAGCCAAAGACGCCCUACGCCCCGCACUACGACCCCGCCCAGGACGAGGAGGAAAUGCAGUUGGAAGAGGCUGCGGAUAGCCUGAUCGAUGCGAAGGGGGUGGUAGUCGACGAACUGGAUCGCUCUACCAAACCUGCGCACCCUAAGAGGGGCGUGUCGGAGGACGAAAUCCCAGAUUUGGAACUCGGAGAGCCUGAAGAGUCGCUGCGGGAUGAUGCCGAGGAUGGGUCAGAUCCGCGAAUUUAUCGCGAUCGCAGCUUGAGUACAGACUCGCACAAGAGCGAGAAACAUGUGCAGGUUGGGGAGACGAAUGGUGAUGCCGUACCGGGCGAGAGCCAAGGGACCGAGAAGCAUGCCCAGUUUGAGGCUCAGCGGAAGCGCCACUACGAGAUGAGGAAUAUCAAGGAACUUCUUGCUCACCCCGAAAACCUAGAUGAGAUGGAGGAAGAUGAGGAUGAAACAGAGCCUACUGAACCACCGGCCAUGCCCGAACUUCCCGAUCGUUUCCGUGACGCCGCCGAAUAG
Molecule: messenger RNA, 792 nt
Organism: Penicillium chermesinum
Lineage: Eukaryota; Fungi; Ascomycota; Eurotiomycetes; Eurotiales; Aspergillaceae
Product: PP1-complex regulatory subunit GLC8
Exons: 2
Coding region: 1-792 (263 amino acids)
Biological process (GO): regulation of signal transduction
Molecular function (GO): protein phosphatase inhibitor activity
Source: RefSeq, a predicted model, not a curated record